GAUCCUUACUGCGGAUUCACGGCGCAACCGAUCAACGCCGCCUACUAUAUGCCCGGCGUGUAUAAUGACGGCUAUAGUCAUGAGCCGUAUGGACAAAACGCUUAUAUAGAUAGUGCAUAUGGUGAUCUACAACAAUAUCCGUACUAUGGUGGUGGCUAUACCUACACACCAUACUACGGUAAUGGUCAUGCCUACUACAAUCAGGCCUACCAAGCUGGUCAAGCCUACCCGGGUGCGUACGGACCAUAUCCGGGCGCUUCCGGAGCCUAUCGACCCUAUCCUCAGCCGCAGCCAUCACCUCCGCGACGGUCACGGUAA
Messenger RNA from Cylicostephanus goldi, 318 nucleotides. NCBI's taxonomy places the organism in Eukaryota, Metazoa, Nematoda, Chromadorea, Rhabditida, Strongylidae. The record is from the annotation of a GenBank genome assembly.